AAAAAAAAUUGUACAAUAAUAAAAAUAGUAGUUUUUUUUUUUUUAACUUUUCUUUAUCCCCUUCCCCCUUUUUCUUCUUUUCUCUUUUGUAUACAGUUAGAAUAAAUAUUCAUAAAAGAUGCAUAAUAAUAGUCAGCAUUUAUUACCUUCAAAAACAACAUUUAUACCAACUAAUAUAAAGACAUCUUAUGUAGCUCCAACUAGAAGUUGUAGUAAUAAAAUUGUAGUCGCUAAACGACAACAAGAAAGUGUAGUUCAUAUUACCAUCACUGCGGCUGGUACCGUCAUUUAUACCCAAACAGCUACCUCUUAUUCUUAUAUUCCAAGUUAUUCUCCUGUUUAUGAAUCUCCUGCAAUAAAUGGAAAUAACAGUAAUCAAAAUGAUCCCAACAGUCAUUUCCAUAAGAACAAUAAUCAAUUGAAUAUAGGCGCCAUCAUAGGUGGCGUUGUUGGUGGUGUUGCUUUAAUAGCUUUAAUAGGUUUAGGCUUUUUAUUUAUGCGUCGUAGAGCACAAAAGCAAAAGAGAGAAAAAGAAAAAAAUGAAUUUAUUGAUGAUGACGACGAUUCUUAUUAUCAAACAAAUAACAACAAUCGUCAUUCAACUUCUAACGAAAUAACGACUACAACUGCGGAUGGAAUAAUAACAAAGACAACAGCUGGUUGCUCACCAUUAGCUCCUAGACAUCUAGUGGCUCCUCUAGAAGGAGAUGGAAGAGAAUCAAAAUUUUAUCCACUAACAAAUGAUGGUUAUUACUAUGAGGAUAUAAUCGCUCCUUCUUACCCACCCACAAAAGCAUUUUAUUCAAGAAAUAAUAGUAUUACUUCUGAUUCAUUACCUUCAACUGCAAUUGACAGUAAUAAUAAUAUAUCAACAAGUUAUAAUGGCAUGCGACAUGUACCUAAUGAAGUUGAUUAUCCUGUUGUUGCUACUAAUUUAGAAGAACGACAUGUACCUCAUUUAAAAGAUGAUGAUGAUAUUCCUAGAAUAGAACCUCCUCAUACUAGAGAUUAAUUGUAUCAACUAUUUAUAUGUAUAAUAAUAAAAAAAAAUAAAUAAAUAACAAGACAUGAUAUUAUAAAUAAAUAAGCUUCUUGUUGUUAAAUUA
Cokeromyces recurvatus is the source of this 1106-nucleotide messenger RNA. RefSeq lists its product as uncharacterized. Lineage: Eukaryota; Fungi; Mucoromycota; Mucoromycetes; Mucorales; Mucoraceae. The record is from RefSeq and is a predicted model, not a curated record. The coding region runs from base 119 to 1012 and encodes 297 amino acids. The transcript is spliced from 3 exons.